Messenger RNA from Purpureocillium takamizusanense, 3401 nucleotides. Its product is annotated as Non-specific serine/threonine protein kinase. The coding region runs from base 1424 to 3013 and encodes 529 amino acids. Lineage: Eukaryota; Fungi; Ascomycota; Sordariomycetes; Hypocreales; Ophiocordycipitaceae. The transcript is spliced from 8 exons. The record is from RefSeq and is a predicted model, not a curated record. Gene Ontology annotation, biological process: intracellular signal transduction; peptidyl-serine phosphorylation. Gene Ontology annotation, molecular function: ATP binding; protein serine/threonine kinase activity.
UUACAAUUACCGCCUGCCAUGGCCCGCCACUUGGGCGGCACCUGGCCUUCACCUCAAUCACCCGCCCACCGCGUGCGUCUUCACCCGUACCUCUCUACCUCCUAGGCUCUCUCGUAAGGUAAGGAAGGGGAAUGCGAGACGACCUGCAACGUGCCGACCUCAAUGAACAAACACCUCCAGGCUGCCCCUGGUUCUCGGUGCCGUCAGGACCUUCCUUACCUCUCCCGCACCCGUCCAACCCAGCCAGGUUCGUCGGCCUCGUCGUCUCCAAUCCACCGUUAUCCAGGGCCUUUCUGCCUACAUCAGGUACCUUGAUACUUCGUGUACCUGCCUUCGUACCUACCUUAGGUACCGUUAGCAGGGUCGCCUUUUCGUUGAUAAUUGAGUUGCCUCGCCCGUCUGCCCUGGGUAUGGAUGGAUCCCAUCCCCGUCCCGUCACGCAGUCGCUCGCACCCAACUUCCCCCAACGCCCGCCGCCUGCAUUCGCCAGCCGACCGGGCCUGAAUCUUGCGUCCUGACUCCUGCAUCUGCGCCUCGUCUCUUCCUCCCUGCGUCGCCGACAGUCGGAGGUAAACAGCACAAAACGCAGACGACGACUACAACGCAGCAGCAGCAGCAGCAGCAGCCACCAGCAGUAGCCCGCGCCCGUCUGCCCACCCUCCGGGCACUGACUUAGUAACUACUGACUGACACGAGCCACCCCGUCCGUCUCAUCCACUGGCCGCCCCCCCCCCCCUCCCCUGUUGCCCUCUCCCCAUCUCAGUGUCCCUCAGGGCCCUGCACGGCAAAUCUCCCAGUCCCGGACCCGGCCUCAUCAACUCUGGUCGUUUCCCCUUCGACUUUGCCUCUAGCUGGCCCCGUUUCCCUUCGAGCACUAAAUUUCCUUCCUUGGCUGGAGCGACUGCGUCGUCCACCAAGUAAAUUGCCUACCGUCCUUUCUCACUGCACGCCAGCAUCGUCAUUAUCCUCCACCUCCACCUCAUCCCGCGCCCGUCUUCGCACGACUUGCCACCCUCCGCCGUCCCUCCGCUCACGCCGCUCCGCCUCUCGUGUCGAGUCCAUUCCGCUCGACGGCCAUCCGUGGCCUCAGGUUCUUGACUCGCUGCGCAAUUGCGCUGCGUCCGUCGCCGAGGAUCACUCGUCCGGAUUCGACCUCCUGCCCGGGCCUCCAGCCCCUCUCGCACCGUCAGCGACGUCGUGGAACUCCAGCGUGCUGCCUCUAGACCACCCCCGUACGCCGUUCACGCACCCCGCGAGCGCCUCCCGGCUUGGGACACGAUAGGGAACGGAUUGCACUCCCGGCGCCUUCUGUAAAAAGCGAAGCACCCCGCCAACCCACCCGGCUCGUCGACCAGCAUGCUUCUUGGCCUCUGUCCGCGAUAAACUCCCCCCAUUUCGCCCAGCGACUCUUGCCGUCGGUAUCAUGGGCAACGGCCAAGGAAAGCCCGUCGACCUCACUGGUGAAGUAAACCUCAAUCACUUCCGCCUCUUGAGAGUCGUCGGUCGCGGGGCUUUUGGCAAAGUACGCAUUGUCGAGCGCAAGGACACCAACUUGUCCUUCGCGCUCAAGUACAUCCGCAAAGAUGAAGUCGUCAAAUCCGAGAGCGUGCGCAACAUCAUCCGCGAACGACGGAUGCUUGAGCACGUAAAUCACCCUUUCAUUUGCAACUUGCGGUACAGUUUCCAGGAUAUCGAGUACAUGUACCUGGUGGUUGAUCUCAUGAGUGGCGGCGAUCUCCGAUUCCACAUAUCGAGGAAGACCUUCACAGAAGAGGCUGUGCGCUUCUGGAUCGCCGAGCUCGGCUGCGCCUUGCGGUACAUUCACGGUCAAGGCAUCAUUCAUCGCGAUGUCAAGCCCGACAAUGUUCUGCUCGACGCAGACGGUCAUGUCCACUUGACGGACUUUAAUGUCGCAUCCGAUAUUAUCCCGGGCAGGAUUCUUACCAGCAAGUCCGGCACCUUGGCAUACCUGGCUCCGGAAGUGUACUCAGGGAAAGGAUAUGAUGUCCGAGCAGACUGGUGGUCUCUCGGCGUCCUGUUCUACGAGUGUAUUUACAACAAGCGUCCAUUCGACGGCAACAGCGAGUCAACGUUGAGCCAGCAGAUCUUGACGACGUUCCCCAAGUACCCGGUCACGCAACCCCCAGUCUCGCUGACUUGCCUAUACGCCAUCCGCGCCGCCCUAGACCCCAAUCCGCAGACCCGACUGGGAUCUACGUGGGAAAGUUUCAUCUACAAUGACUUCUUCAAGGAAUUCGACUUCGAUCUGUUGGAGCAAAAACGUUUCGAGCCGAUCUUCGUCCCCUCGUCUGAUAAGACCAAUUUUGAUGCGACUUACGACCUGGAAGAACUAUUGCUGGAGGAAGCUCCCCUUGAGGCUCGCGCUCGGAGACAAAAACCUCGCGAGCGCUUAAAAGAGGAUGCGACAGAUCAGGAAAUUCGAGAGGACGAGCUAUAUCGGAUGAUUGAGAAGGACUUCCGGCCAUUCGAUUACACUGUUGCCGCGUACAAAAAGAUCACGGAGGCUACUCAAGGCCUCACGCCGAGCCCUGGUCAGACUGAUACCGUCAACAAUGGACCACAGGCGCUAACAACCGACACGGCAACCCCUAUACCCGCGAGGAGCGACGGGAACCAGACCUUCCAGUCCCCGCCGUUGGAUCGCGGCUCCAACAUCGACAGCAGCAACAAGAGCCGACCGUCCAGGCCUGCCCCGCCGCCCCCGCAGUAUCAGAGCCAGUAUCUGUCGCGCCAGCUGCCACCUACCAGCAACCGCAUUACGAGCCCAACAGGCGGCGUCCAGGUAACUCUGGAUGGCGGCGGCAGCUGGUCAGAGCUAGCACGUCAGGAUGCCACUCUACCAACCGACGCUGCCACUGCGGCUGAUCCCAAGAACGAAGGCUCUGGGGGCAUGUUUGGAUUCUUGAAGAGCAAAAAGGGGCGCAACAACAGUCCGAAACCCAAAGAGCGGGGCGUUCUCGGCAAGGAGGGUGCGAGAGUCGUCAUCAGCUAGCGGACCUGGGACAGGAGGACCAUCAGCACGGUCUGUCGCUGGAUGUAGAAAGCACCGAAAUCAACCAGGCUGGGCAGCCACGAGAAUGAGCUGGAGUGACGGAUUUUCAACAACAUUGGUAAUGAGAGCAUAGCCGCGACGACUGGGAUAUCAUCGCGAGACACAGGGACACCGGCCCAAGCGGUGUGUGUAUAUGAAGACGGAGGCGACGGCCAUACCAUACUCGGCACCGCACGCCCGAGCUGCACCUGCUUGUCGCAGAUGUGGGACAAAGUUUGCAUUUUGGAUAUGGCGCCACUGCAUAUAGUAUCUUUUACUGCUGCCGGGCAUAUAGGGCACGAGCAGCCAUCACGGCCAGCGAAUGGACACAUUGGGUUUGAUAAGUGCA